UAGCUCCUCAAGCUAGAUUAGUGCUAGUGAAGUGACUCCGUUCCAUAGUCGAAGUCGUCCCAAUACUUGCUUCUAGCGCCGACACACAGUGAAAUUGUGCGGAACGUCUUGCAUUAAUCGGUCGUGCUGAUAGUGUGUGGUGAUUAAACGAUAACAGAAAUAGGAAUAGAUCCAUUCGAAUAUUGUGAGCAGAAAUAAGAAAAUUUCAUUGAAUUUAUCUCCAACGAAAAAAAAAUUAAGAUGAUGGCUGUGAAAAUGAUUAGAUUUAGCUGAUAGACAUUUUCUUUUUGUUUUUUUUUUCUGGAAAAUUGCAGUGAAAAGUGAAUACGAAACAGUGAAAAAUUUAACAAAAAAAAAUCAAAUGAAAUUAUUAAUCAAUAAUUUGGGUCUUUAACGAGAAAGUUAACAAUUUUUUUUAAAUCUUAACUUGUGAGAUUAGUAAUAAGUGCUGGAAAAUGGGUGAUCUAACGCCGAUGCAAGACGGUAGGCGAUCUAAAAGCCAAAUAUCUGUCUUUGACUAUCCGGAGCAUUUGAAUCCCUUCUAUGAGGAUGAAAAUCAUAAACGAUUACGAUUCUGGAAAAUCGGAAAAAAGGAUGGAACAUCAAGCCGUCGUGGAAGCUUUUCACUAGGUGGACUUCGUGAGAUGUGGACUUUCAAAUCACUUCGUGGUAAAAAGAAGUCAUCAACAUUAGGCAUAAAUAAAACAUCGGAAAGUCCAGAACCGUUACGACGAACUUUAGGACAAAAUGAUAAUCUUUAUGCGACAUACGAUCCACGAUAUCGAAAUACAUACGAUAAUGGCUCAAUUAAUAAUAAUUUUCAACGUAAUGUACCAUAUCGAACGUCAUUACAAGAUAUGAGUUGUAAUAAGGGAAGCAAUGGAAACGGAUUUGGCUUAUUGCGAAACGACAACUACAGAAGCACAAUACAAAUAACUGGACGACGUAAUAACAUAAAUAAUUCAGCAUCUAACACACCAACGGUACCAACAAGAAGGUACGUUUAUGGUGGCUCUGUAACACCUCAGCCACGUACUAGAUUUGAUCACAAUACUAGUUCACAGGGGAUUAGUCGAGGAUCAUCACAACUGAGUGUUGCCAGCAGUACAAAUCCCUUUGAAGAUGAUGAUGACGAUGUAACGACUGGAAGGCUAUCUAGUACGGAAGGGAGUGAUCGGCCGACACCGACAAAACGGAGGGUACGGAAGAAACGACCUGCACCACCACCUCCAGUGCCUGUUCCUAAAAGCAUAGACGAGGAAGGAAAUAGUAUCCCUGCAACUCCUACAACCACAAAAACAAUAAUCCUAACAACAGCGGCAUCAACCGACGAUGAAACUUCUAGUCAAGAUAACAAUUUCGAAAAUCAACUCCAACAUCAAAUGCAAAGGACUAGGGAUUUCAACGAGGAAGAGAAGAAAGAAAUAUCCAACAUCGCCGCAGAAAUAGAACACUAUGUGAAACUGCUUUCGGAGGAUGCUGAUGAUGAAUCAGCCAUUCGCCUGAUCCCAGUAACGAAGCCUGUCUUGCUGCAAAAAUCAAAGAGCUCAACGUCAGUCCCAAAAACUGCUAGUCCUAACCAAAUGAAGAAAGCAGGAAGCGAGAUUCUUUCGCGAUCGGAGCCCGGUAAGGACACACCUGCUCCAACCCGAGCCGAGAUUGCAAUCUGGUCUGAGGGCAUAGCCAACAAAAAGAAUCGGGAAAGCAUGAAGAAAAUUAUUCAGAUUCGAAGGGAUUCCUUGAUGAAACCCAUUCCUGCUACAAGACGUCGCCCUUCAAUUACGAGUCUUACAUCAUCUAGGUCGGAUGAAGCCGGGCGAAGAUCUGCAUCUCCUGAACGGAAGUCUCCAUCACCAGAAAAGAAGCAAAAUAACACUUCACCCCCUGGAGACAAGCCUACACCAUCCGCCAGAAAACAUUCUCCUACUGAAGAGGAGAUGAAAUCGCGAGGUUCACCAGCAGCAGAAAAGAAAGCUGUGAUCGCCAAUGGAUUUCUUCCAAAUCAAAGUGGGCAACAUGCUGAUGAGGAGAACAACAACUUGGACCAUCGAAGUGCUUCCAGCAAAGAGCAUACUCCGCUCAAUUCAAGCUACGAUACAACAACAGAUGAAUCAAUACCGCCUGCAGUUGAGCUCAAAAUAACUGAGUCCAGAGAAGAUAUUUCAGAUAUCUCCAACACUAGCUCGGAACGCUACCAAAUAAGAUACGUCCCCCUCAAAGAAGGCUCCCCAGAAACACCCCCUGAAGUUCGCAAGGAUCCAAAACCUGAAUUCAAGCCAGUCAAUAGCAAUCACUCAAUUCCAAUUCAACACCAUUACAACGAAAGCUGGGUAGCGGAUCAGGAACCAAGGCGUCCCAGUGUAGAACGCCGUCGAUCCGUGAAGGAGAUCAUUGACUCAAUCAACCGUAGCCAAAGUCUACUGAAAGUCAAUCAAGACCCACAAAAGCCUCCUAGGGCAUCCUCGAAUUUAGUGAACGAUUUGAAUGGAUCUGCAGAAAGUACAGUGACUCCUCAGAAGGCAUCCAAAAGCGAAGUGGAGGAAACCUAUCGCCGUCUGUCCCAAAGCGAGGCUGAGAUCAAGCGCAUGAUCCUUGAAAUGGAGACCCUGACGAAUCCCAACGAAAUGAACAAUUACUGCGAGAAUGUCCCCAGCAUACUUGACCGUUUCGAUGAGGAGGUGAACAACAAUGAUAUUUUCAAGAAAUGCGUGCUGAAGAAGCAGUUGAUCAGGGAAGGGUCUCCAACUGCCUCGAAUUUAGAUUGGAAUCCUGUCCCGAAACCGAAGAGGUCGAAAAAUUUGAGUAUGGAGUUGAACAAGAAUAAUGGAAACUGAGAUUCGUCUGUGGUUUGUUUACUAACAAUCUUAUAUUUAUACUUUUAUUAAGGACAUGAGGAACAGAUAGAAUUUUUCGGCGUAAAUUAAGAAAACAUGGGAGCAGCGGUCAGAAGGCAACCCAUCGCUCAAAGCUACCUUGGGAGUCAUAUUGAAAUCAAAUGGUGCGCGCGGUGCUCCUUUGGAAUUGAGGAAAUUGUAAAAAAAAGAUAUAUUCUUAUAUUAAAUGUAGAAUUAGUGCAAUAUUUGUACAGUCAAUUGAUGAGCCCCGCCUUCGGGCGAGCUUUCUUAUAGUCACAACUUUGUAGGAGAAAACGUUUCUUGGGAGGAAAAAAUUAGUUCGAAAUUAUAAAAUCAGAUUUGUGUAUUUUUCUAAAGUUUUUUUUUCAAUUUUUUUCUUCUUGUAUUUAUCAUAUUAUGGAGGUAUUUAUUUUAUGUCUUAGAGAUACUAUUGUGAAAGGAAAGCCGGAAGGAAGAAGGCCUUAAUACCCAAAUGGCGUAUGCAUAUGCAGUUAAAUAGUAGAGAUUUUGCUGUGUACGUAAAAGUAUAUUUUAAAAAUAAAAAGAAAAGAUUUGUUAAAGGGA
Molecule: messenger RNA, 3419 nt
Organism: Hermetia illucens (black soldier fly)
Lineage: Eukaryota; Metazoa; Arthropoda; Insecta; Diptera; Stratiomyidae
Product: muscle M-line assembly protein unc-89
Exons: 6
Coding region: 456-2834 (792 amino acids)
Source: RefSeq, a predicted model, not a curated record